ACCGGCCAAUCAGCAGCAGUCUUCAAACUUGACGUCAGUUUCCUGGUUUGGUUGCACUGCACUGUACCCAUGUGGGUUUGGUGUUGACGUGCUGCAUUAGAAAGUUGAGGAGCUAACUAUCUACAUUGAUCAAUUACUUUGUUGCGUUUCACCAUGUCUUCGCCUUUCUUUAUAAAGGCAAAAGAAAACCCCAAAUUUGCAAAAAAAGGGAAAACGGCAACAGGGCUAAAACGAAAGGGUGAUGGAGACUCAGGAGGAAAGGGAAAACUAAGAGGCAAGAAACCUAACUCCAAACACAACGAAGAAAUUUCCAGCGACUCCGAAACAGAGAGCCCUGUAGUGCCCAGGAAGAGACAGAUUAUUGAAAAGGAGGAUUAUGAUGAAACACCACAGGAGAAGAAACUUAGAUUAGCCAAACUUUACCUAAACCAGCUAAAGGAAGAAGAGGAUGACAAAGCAGAAGAAGACUCCUUUGAGACUGAUCUGGUUGCUGGAAGACUUCAGGAUGAAGUGCUUGAACAAAAAGGAAAGCUUCAGCGACUUAUUGCCAAAGAUCUCAUGCCACCCGAUGCUUCAGAGAUCCGAGUGUUGAGAGGACACAAACUUCCCAUUACCUGUCUUGUCAUUAGCUCUGAUGACAAGUGCAUCUUUUCUGCUGCCAAAGACUGCUCCAUUAUUAAAUGGGAUAUUGAGAGUGGAAAGAAACUGCACACGAUACCUGGUGGAAGGAAAGGUACAGAGGACCGUCAUGUUGGACAUACAGCCCAUAUCCUGUGUAUGGCCAUAUCAUCAGAUGGGAAAUACUUGGCCACUGGAGACAUGAACAAACUGAUUAUGAUCUGGGAAGCAAAAACAUGUAAACAUCUAUACAAAUUCACCGGACACAAAGGCCCUGUGUCGGGUCUUUCGUUCAGGAAGGGAACUCAUGAUCUGUACAGCGCCUCUCACGAUCGCUCGGUAAAGGUGUGGAAUGUGGACGAGAAUGCAUAUGUGGAGACUCUCUUUGGGCAUCAGGACGCCAUCACAGGCCUGGACUGCCUGAGCCGUGAGUGCUGUGUGACGGCAGGAGGAAGGGACCGCUCGGUGAGGGUGUGGAAGAUAGCCGAGGAAUCUCAGCUGGUGUUCCACGGACACGAGGGAUCCAUUGAUUGUAUCCAGCUCAUAAACGAGGAGCACAUGGUAUCAGGAGCCGACGACGGCUCUGUGUGUCUGUGGAGUGUCAACAAGAAGAAGCCUCUCAGCACAGUGAAGCAGGCUCACGGUCGCCAUGGUGACGCGGGGAUGGAGCAGCCUCAUUGGGUCGCUUCGGUGGCGGCGCUUCAGAACUCGGAUACCGUCGCCUCAGGUGCCUCCAGCUGCUCACACAACUCCAAGGUGCAGCUGUGGAAGUGUGGCCAGAAUUACCGUAAACUGGAGCCUCUAUUCAGUGUACCAGUGUGUGGUUUUGUCAACAGUCUGAAGUUUUCCAGCUCUGGUCAGUUCUUGGUGGCAGGAGUCGGACAGGAGCACAGGUUGGGCCGAUGGUGGAGACUAAAAGAGGCAAAGAAUGGGAUCUAUAUUAUUCCUCUUAAAAGGAAACCUCCAAUUCCAGAGGAAGUUAAGAUAGCGGAAUAGUGGACUGUUAAGUGACUCUUAUUUUUUAAAUUAAAGGUAUAAAAAACCGACUGUUUUUGUAUAUCCUCCUUGAGAAACAACAUUCUUAAAUCCACAGAGAUUGUUUAUACAGGUGUUUGCUGUUGGUCUUUCAUGUGAUCUUAGUUUUGGGAGGAGCUUUAACAGCAUGGACAACACCCUGCGCCACCAGCCAGUUCACCGUGCUGCUAUCGUGACUCAGAUACAGAGGUGUCCGCUGUCAUACCACCAGACUACAGAGCAGCUUUUCUCCUCCGGCUGUGACAAUGUGACAAAAAACAGCUUUUUGCUUUUUUUUUUUUUUUCGUUAGCAAAAUGUAACUGCCUUUUGUUGCACAAUCCUUUGUUAUACAAUGAAAAUAAAUAAUCGCUUGUA
This is a messenger RNA of Eleginops maclovinus (Patagonian blennie), 2008 nucleotides long. It is a transcript of the gene rrp9, whose product is annotated as ribosomal RNA processing 9, U3 small nucleolar RNA binding protein. Gene Ontology annotation, cellular component: small-subunit processome. Bases 154 to 1614 code for a protein of 486 amino acids. The record is from RefSeq and is a predicted model, not a curated record. The transcript has 15 exons. NCBI's taxonomy places the organism in Eukaryota, Metazoa, Chordata, Actinopteri, Perciformes, Eleginopidae. Gene Ontology annotation, molecular function: U3 snoRNA binding; protein binding.